AAACGUCAACGAGCCAGUGAACAUUAAGCGGAGCAGACCAAAAUCCCAAACAAGGAAAUGGUGGGGGAAUAAAACGACUAGAUUAUUUAAUUAAUGCAUGUAAUAAUUAAUAUUUUAUUUUAUUGUAAUUUAAGACGUAUUUAUGGGUUAAAAUGGAUUACGACUUCAAAACAAAGCUGGCAGCCGAGAGGGAGAGAGUCGAAGAUCUGUUCGAAUAUGAAGGUUGCAAAGUGGGUCGAGGCACCUACGGGCACGUUUAUAAAGCUAAGCGCAAAGACGGGAAAGAUGAGAAGGAAUAUGCACUGAAACAAAUUGAAGGCACUGGAAUAUCUAUGUCAGCCUGCAGAGAAAUUGCUAUUCUUCACAUAUUUCUGAUGUGUGUGUUCCAGCUUUUACGAGAACUGAAGCACCCGAAUGUGAUCGCCCUUCAGAAAGUGUUCCUGUCCCACAGUGACAGGAAGGUGUGGCUCCUCUUCGACUACGCUGAACAUGAUCUGUGGCACAUCAUUAAAUUCCACCGCGCCUCCAAAGCCAACAAAAAGCCCAUGCAGCUACCCCGAGGGAUGGUGAAAUCUCUCCUGUAUCAGAUUCUGGAUGGGAUCCAUUACCUCCACGCCAACUGGGUGCUCCACAGGGAUCUGAAACCAGCCAACAUCCUGGUGAUGGGAGAAGGUCCUGAACGAGGAAGAGUUAAAAUAGCUGACAUGGGGUUUGCCAGACUCUUCAACUCUCCUCUGAAGCCACUGGCGGACCUUGACCCUGUGGUGGUGACGUUCUGGUACCGGGCCCCUGAGUUGCUCCUUGGGGCCCGGCACUACACCAAAGCUAUUGAUAUUUGGGCAAUCGGCUGCAUCUUUGCGGAGCUGCUAACGUCGGAGCCCAUCUUCCACUGUCGCCAGGAGGACAUCAAAACCAGUAACCCCUUCCACCAUGACCAGCUCGACAGGAUAUUCAGUGUGAUGGGGUUCCCUGCAGAUAAAGACUGGGAAGACAUUAGAAAGAUGCCAGAGUACCCCACACUGCAGAAGGAUUUCAGAAGGACAACGUAUGCAAACAGCAGCUUAAUCAAGUACAUGGAGAAGCAUAAAGUGAAGCCUGACAGCAAGGUUUUCCUCUUGCUCCAAAAACUGCUUACUAUGGACCCCACCAAAAGAAUCACAUCAGAGCAGGCGCUGCAGGACCCCUACUUCCUGGAGGAGCCAUUACCAACCACAGAUGUGUUUGCUGGGUGUCAGAUCCCCUACCCAAAGCGAGAGUUUCUUAAUGAAGAUGAGCCUGAGGAGAAAACAGACAAGACCCAGCAGCACCAGCAGACAACGGGCCAGACCCAGGCCCAGACCCAGCAGCAGGCGGCAGCUCAGCAGGCCCCCUCCCAGCAGACCUCGGCUCAAACCAACGGCGCCACGGGGGCUACCGCCGGAGGCGGUAUGCAACACGGUCAGGAUCAGGGCCAGCCCAACAAGAAACCUCGGAUCGGGCCCCCUGGGGCCUCCUCAGGCACAGGAGUGCUACAGUCAGAGUAUCAGCAGCACUCCAGCUCCCGGCUUGGUUACCAAAGCAACGUCCAGGGGUCCACUCAGUCUCAGAGUACCAUGGGAUACUCCUCAUCAUCCCAGCAGAGCUCCCAGUACUCUCACCAGACGCACCGCUACUAAGAGUCCUAAAGCUGCCCCCCGCUUCUGGAACCAGCAGAGGAUACAACUCCUCAUCUUUUACCAACACCCAGCAGCCUUCCUCAUCUUGGUUGGACCGUAUUCUUAGAUGACAUCAUUCCAUCUUGGCCUUCCUCCAUUUCAAGUUGCUCUCACAUGUCAUCUUAUUUUCUGAAACAUGAAGGCAAACACAAGGAGGAGCCCAAAAAAAAUAAGGUUCUGGCUGGGGGGGCUGGUGAAACAAUUCUAAAGCAACCUAAAACUAAACGCAAAAGGGAUGUGAAGGCAUCAUGCAGACUGAGAAUCAUGGCACUUAUAGAUGCAACGUUCCUCAGCAGGAAGAUUUGCAGCUGUGUUCAUAUAUGUAUAUUAUAUAGCACCUUUUUUUAUUUGAUUUUUUGUUCCAUUGCUUGUUUGCUAGAGGUUUCAAGUUUACCUUGAUAGUUGAUGUCAUUCUAAAUAUUGUUACACAUGUUACGCAACAGGAUGCAACGAAGACCUUCACUCUCAUCUCUGUUGUAUGAUCAGAAGGAAAGGAGCAAACGCUGGAGUUAACCCUGUCCUUUUAAAUGCAACACUAACACAGAAACUCCUGGUUCCACACAGGGGAAAAAGUCAGCUUUUGAGCUGACGUCAGUGCAGGGAAAUAUUAAAGCGCAGUUUAUUGGAAGCUUUGUAAUAUAGAAUGUGUAUAUUUAGAUCCAUUCAUCUCAAGCUGGAUUUGGAAAGCAAGCAGUCAUCUUUAUAUAGUGCUACCUUCUGGAUAUUCUGAUCAGUCCAGCGCUUUUGGAGAUAAGCAGUUUGUUCCUUAUGAUGAUGACAGCGGUUUCAGGAGCCCGGACACUUCCUGUUUGUGCCGGUAGAACUUUUGUUCUGAUACCCAUCGUCAGAACUUCGAAGGCCUUUUUUUUAAGUUGUAUUUUAAACACAGAUGUAACGUGCGCAUUACGUACAGGGCAGCUAAAAUUACCCUGCCUUCCCCAACAUAUGCUUCUUGAGACUGUCUAAUGCCUAAUGUAAGAUUUUGUUGUUGUUUUUUAAGGUCUUAUUAUUAUUGUUAGGCUGAGUGUGUGUGAGUGUGAGUGCAUGUAUGACUUUUGUUUGCAUGUUUUUAAGCCUUUAAAACUACUAGAAUUGCACUGAGCGCUGAACCUGUCUGCAAUGAGCUGGAACAAACAUUGGGUGAGUUUUUGUCACCUGAGCUUUUGCCUUCUUCUCCUCUGCCUAAUUUGCCAAAAUAUUUUAGACAAUUGUUCUCAUUUGGCCACAUUUAUAGAUAACUGGUGUGUUCUUUACUAUUUUAUUAUGUCUAAUCUUUUAAACUCUGAAGCUUACAUUCCCCUUUUAUCACAAUGAAUACAAUAUUAUUUUUUGAGCCAUUCCUUUUUUAAGGGAGGGUUUAAAACUUCAGUGAAUUUUGAGGCAAACAUUUUUAGUAACCCUAUUGCAAAUGCUCUCUGCUUACUGAAAGUGAAGUCAGUUCUAGGAAGCUAACCAAUAUUCUGUAAGCUCGACUUGUGGUUUCUUUGGAAUUUGCAAGAGACAUUUAACCACAUUUUAGUUGGGGUGUAUGUAUUUAUUUGAGCCAGCAUGGGUCAUUUUGACACUGUGUGGAUUUGGGAAAAUGUACGCCGAACUUGUUUGUUGUAUUGCCACACAACCCAGAAAAAGCCUGCCUUGUAAAAGCAGUUUUUGUAAAAAUUGCUUUGUAAAAAGUCUAAAAUUAAUAUGACAUUAUUGGACAUGAUGGGUUAAUGUAAACGUCUGACCCACACUGCUGUUGUUUUGUAUUUAAUUACUUUGAGUCCAUCAUUGACAAAACCUGUGUGUGAGAAUAAGGUGGACCCAAAUCUAAUGUAUUGACUUAUAAGGAAAGCUUUCCUUAGAGUUACAUGUGGCUGUAAGAAGUGUCCAGAGCUGCCACCUGUAGCUAUUUACAGUUUUUCUAGUAUUAAGGGUAGAGGUAGAAAACUGCCAGACUGACACUAAAUAAUUUUUUGGACUAAUUAUUUUGUGCAGUUGUUAAGACGUAAGAGCACCAUGCUUUAUUUCUGAGGUCUUUACAGGUCCUAUAAUGAGGUAAAUGCAACCUCAGAGUAACAACACAUGAAAUAUUACCUUUUGCUAUUGUUGAAUAAACGCUAAUUCCUCAUGCAGAAGCAGUUUAUGAAGAUGUCAGCAGCUUGGAGUACCACCUUUAGCAGUAAUAUCUGAAAGGACUUGUCUCCUGUAUGACUUCGCCAGUCUCUCACAUUAUUUUGGGGAAAUUUCGGCAAACUUUUUUUCUAUUAUGUUAAAUUCAUUGAGGGAAAUGAGCCUUUAUUUCUGACUAGUUCUCGUCUAAGGUCACACUGCUGACUUUCUUUCUGGUUGAGGUCUGGACUUUGACUGGACCAUUCCAACACUUUGAUUCCUUUCUUUUUUGUGUCAUUCUGUCAGCAGAUGGCCUUACAUUUGAGUUUGGAAAACGUAGGUAUACAGAGGAGCCCAUAUCAUGACCCCGGCACCUCCAUGCUUCACAGUUGGUCUGAGAUGAUGCAGUGUAUUAUGACCAGCCAUCCCCAUGUUGGUCUUAAAUAUCAUGACAUUGUUCCAAAAAUCAUUUAGAUGCAAUUUUGCAAACCUAAGUCACAUUGCCAUGUUUUUUUCAGAGAAGCUUCCUACACACCACCCUGCCAAGCAAGCUACUCUUAUUUAGUUUUUUCUACUGUUUUGUUGCAAACAUUAGCAUUUAACAUGCUAUCUGAUGCUUGCAGAACCUGAGAUGGAGCUGUUGGGUAUUUAGGACUUUUCUGAGCAUUGCAUGGGUAUAUUUGGAGCUGAACAUACCCUAAUGUGAUAAUACUAAGAACUCAAUGAGGCUGUGUUUCCACAGUAUAACUCUCAAGAAGGUUGCAAGUUUGAAGCAUGCAGUCGAUAUAGUGGUUAUAUGGAGAUUUAGUUUGUUGAAGUGUUUCCACUUUAUUGUGACUCUGCAUUUCAGGGUGAUAAUAAUGUUGUUGGCCUCUGUUGUCAGGCCCCAAUGAUAACCUCAUCCUUAGUACCAGGUGAGCUGUAAAUCCACCUCAUUCAAAGCUUUAUAUUAGCUAACUACUUUAAAUUAGGUAAACACAUUACAGCCUUAGUGAGAUACAAAAUCAUGCUUGGUGUUUUUACACUGCUGUAGUGUGAUUUUUGUUGUAUAUUGUCUGAACAUUAUGAAUCACGACUUGACCAUUUUCUUCAUCCUUCUGCCUGGUCACAUGAUCAGCUGCUAUUCAGACCGUAUUAAAGAACGCACCCAGUGAGUGGACUGUGGGUGUGUUUGUGUUUGCCUUCUCACAGACGUGAACCCAAAAUAUUACAGGCCACCAGAUAUGUUGCCUGUUAUAGAAUUAGAAAAAACACUGACACCUGGUGGCUGACAACAGAACUGAACCCCAGCUUUUAAUGAAACCAUUUUCGUUAGAUGCUGCAGGAGUUGAAGCGUGACCUAAACGUUUCAUAAUAAACCAUAACAUAAUUUCCUUUUCAGGUAGAGGUUUAUCUGUCUGUUCGUUGACAGAAUCUUGGAAUUUGGAGGAAUUGAUUUGGUGAACAGAGUGAUGAACAACAAACAAAACUCUGACAGUAAACAGAGAACCAUAGUGAAACCAGGAAAAAGUUUACGGUUAUGAAAUUUGUUUGAUAGAAUUAAUACCCAACAAUAAAGUCUGAUCAUAAAUUCACACCUCUCGGCAUAUAAUCAUGAUUGCCAUAUGUCAUCUGUAAAGUUGUCUCCCUAGGCUUUGUUUGCUUUUACUUGUUUUGACUGAGAUUUCUUAGCUUCCAGGCAGAAACUGGAAAUUUAGUUUUUCUCUCUGAAGUCUGUAUGGUUGAGUUAUUUUGUAUGUUGUGUUUUUAUGUUUCUCCUCUUCUGUUGUGGCAUUCUGGCAGACGGGUCCCACAGGCUGGGGGGAGGCAGGGUUGGGUCAUGCAUGACGCCGAGAAUCAAAACCAGCAGCUACAUUUGAAGGUUUUCCUCCUCCCUUCAGCAUUCAUAGGAGAAGUGAGCUGCAGCAAAGAUAUCUGAAUACACUUUGUUGUACAUUUCUCUCUCCAAAAGAAGCGAGGUGUCACAAGUAUUAACUGAGCGCUAGGCACAAGUGAGUGACAGGUUACCGUCAAACUACUCCUAUGCAAAGAAAUCCCAGACUAAAGCUUUCACCUGUGCUUAGCUUCUGCAGAUCACAUGUUUGAUGUGUCUUCGUUCCUGUUGUGAUUGUGACUCCAGCACGCUAACAGUGCUACCCUUUGUCUUCUUUUCACUUCCUUUUAAAAUGUAUGUUAAAUGAGCUAUUUUAAAGAAAUGCAUAUAUAUCAAUAUUAUACAAUCAUAUUUAUUAUUUUCAUACAUCUGCAUCUAGUGGACUGUCCUCUGCCUUAACUAUGACAGCUGUAACACUGGGCCUUGGUUCUUUUCCACUGCCAGCAUGUGUGUAUGGGCCCCAUAUGGGUUUUGGUCAGGCAGGUUGGGUACUGGUUGGGUAGAUCUGAGCUCAAUAUGAGUUCUCUGUAUUGGGUCCACUUGGGUUGUCUAAACGGAAAGCCUUAUAGUGUAUCCUAAUUGGGAACCCUGUAUAUCUCCUGGCUGGGUCUCUAAUUGUAAUGAGUAAAACUAUUCAAAAUAGUCAACACAACUAGGACCCAUGUGGGUCCUCAUUUUCCUACAUCAAACUUUUAUAGGACGUUAAUAUUGGGCCAUGAUGCACAUGAUGCAUAUAUAUGUUUGUGUAUAUAUGUGUGUGUAUGUGUAUGUGUGUGUAUAUAUAUAUAUAUACACACAUACAUACACACAUACAUAUUGGCUGGCUCCUUUCCAUGAGCUCCUCUAAAAUGAUUAGUUUCUGAAUAUGUGCCAGGCACCUCUCUGUAACAAUCAGAAGGUGACUAUGCAGUUUGGGAUCACUCUCCACCUUGUCCUGCUCCCAUCCCACCUUAGUCCCACAGCUAUCUUCUUAGUACUGAAUGAUGAUGAUCCACCUUUUACUUUGUGUGGAUGGUGCCUUUUUUGUUGUCCAAACUUGCCAUUUCAGUUUGUUUUCUCUGCCCUUUUUAAUACUAGCAGCUAAGCAUCCACAUUUGACUUCAUUUUGACUCGUCUCACCUCAGAGGACUGCAGAGUCCUGAUGGAGGCUGAGCGUGUCUUUUCUCUGCUAACAGAUAUUAUUGCCACACAUUACUGAAGCGCACUUAUAAAUCUGUUUAGAGAUGCUGUAUAUAAACACAUUUUAAGACUUCAACAUUGAGAUACUAAUGAGAUAAUUGUCUUCUAAUGCACUGUUGUUACUAAGAUACCUACAUAGUGAUACGAUUAAAAAAGUAUUUACUGUUCUUUAUUGUCUCGCUUUGGACACUAAAGUUCCUGGCGGUGCACACUAUUAAAGUCUGGUGCACCUGUAGGCCACUCUCCUUCUCUUCUUGCUGUUUCUUGAUAGUGUUGCAUGUGCCUGCCUUUUUUCCAGUGGAGAACAUUAGCACUUAUUGUCUCACAGUUUGUACAGACGGACAGAUGUUCCACCCACACAGCUCAGCUCCUGCCAUUCCUGUCGUGCCAGGCAUUCAUCAGUGCUUUUAUUUGUCAUUAGUGGUGUUGCCCCUGUUGCAGAAAAAACGACAACAUAAAUCUCUGCCCUAGUUUCCCUCGUUGCUGGAUGCCCCAAAAAGCUCCCAGUGAGCUGCAGCAGGAAACACAGGGUUUUGCGGGUUGGAGCAUCUGUCCACUCUCCUAUCUGUAUUUUGUAUGAGUGUGUGUGAGUGUGAGUGGGCCUGUACAUGUGCACAUGACUUUGGAAUCUACAUAUGGCCUAAAUGUGUUGUCCUUUCAUAGCGUUUAUAGAUAAGGCAGCAAUAGCUCAGUGCAGGAAAAUCAGAAGAUGUUUAUUUAGCUGCUUUUAGCAAACUUGUCCAAAAGUCACUGUACAAAUGACUGUUAAAUGAGAAAAAGGUCAUGUAUAUUUAUUUUAUAUCCUCUAUAAUAAAAACCUCUUUUGUCUGA
Molecule: messenger RNA, 7668 nt
Organism: Girardinichthys multiradiatus
Lineage: Eukaryota; Metazoa; Chordata; Actinopteri; Cyprinodontiformes; Goodeidae
Gene: cdk19
Product: cyclin-dependent kinase 19
Exons: 13
Coding region: 153-1655 (500 amino acids)
Biological process (GO): protein phosphorylation
Cellular component (GO): mediator complex; nucleus; cytosol
Molecular function (GO): RNA polymerase II CTD heptapeptide repeat kinase activity; cyclin-dependent protein serine/threonine kinase activity; ATP binding
Source: RefSeq, a predicted model, not a curated record